UGAAACCAUUUAAAUAUGAAGAUGAUGAACUACACAGUAAACCAGCAGCACCUGCGAGAACAGACAAGCCACUCAUGGUAUAUGACCACUGACAUGGCAGAUGACCAGAGAAAAGAACCAGGCGUUGUGAUUGAUGAUGGUUGGCCAGGUUAUGAUUUAGACCUGUUCAACUAUCCUGAGCAUUACCAUGGUGACCUGGAAUGUGUAUACAUCCCUCAUGGUGUUAUUAUGAACAGGAUUGAGUGUCUGGCUAGAGACAUCCUGGAAGACCUCGAACAUCAGGACAUGAUUCUUCUGUGUGUUCUGAAGGGAGGAUACAAGUUCUGUUCUGAUCUGGUGGAGUCCAUCAAAGUUCAGAGUAGCAGCGCCAACAGAAUACUGACCACCAGAGUUGAGUUCAUCCGCUUCAAGAGCUAUCUGAAUGACCAGUCCACUGAAGAUCUGCAUAUUAUUGGACCAGAGGAUUUGUCCAUGCUGAAAGGGAAGAAUGUCUUGAUUGUGGAGGCAAUAGUGGACACUGGAAAGACCAUGAGAGCACUUCAACAGCAUGUGGAGUCUUUCCAGCCCAAACUGGUUAAAGUUGCUGGGCUGCUGGUGAAGAGGCUUCCUCAUGGGGCGGCAACACUCCCAGACUAUGUUGGAUUUGUCAUUCCCAAUCGUUUUGUGGUGGGUUACGCUCUGGACUACAAUGAGUACUUCAGAGACCUCAAUCACAUCUGCGUCAUCAGUGAGACAGGCAAACUGAAAUAUAAAGUGUGAGAAAACUCCUUUCAAGUGGAAUGGACAGUUAUAUGACCGUAAAAGAUGUACACCCCAUUCUGACUUCAGAUUCUGCAGCUGACAUGCUGAAUAAUUUUUGAAAUAUUAUAUUAUGGGUUUUGUAUGUAUUGGGUAAAGUUGGAGGGCAAUACUAACGUGAUAUGAUGCAAAAAAACAGACUUACUGUGUUCAAUAUGAUAUAUCUUUUUUUUUAGUCCUUCCUCCUGGGAGCCAGCAAUUCAUUUGAUUUUGUGAAUUUCUCUGAGGCCAUACAUGCCACAGUUUUAAGUCUCAGUGCAUCUUAAGCUGUUCUGCUCACGUUACACAACAAUCGUUCUUGUCAUCAGACAUGUUGUUGUUGUAUAGUGCACAUACUACAUGACAGAGUAGACAAGGUGCACAAAUGACCUCUUAAAGGUCUUUGGCCAAGAGGUAUCUCUGACCAAGAGCAAAAAUAUAAAUAAAAUAAAUAAUAAUGUUUCAAAUACACAUGAGAAACAGACAGUAGUUCACAGGAAAUUAACAGUUGGAUGGUUUAAGUCAGAGUUAGAUUUUUUUUGUUUAUUUUCUUAUUUUUAUUUGUAAAUUUUUGAGUAAUUUCACCUCUAUGAAAACAUGUUGUAUCUUUAUGUAAAAGUAAAUUUUGUACUUGGGUCAUUGACAAGUAAGAUUUAUAAAAUCUAUAACAAGGUUAUAAAAACCAGAAAUCUUUUACAAAUCUAGUUUAAAACACACGUCAAGUUGGUAAUAUUUGUUUUCAAGUUGAUUUCAUCCAGUUUUUGAAAACAUUUAUAGCAUUUUCUAUAAAAUAAAUAAAUAAAUAAAUAAAAAUACAUAUGUAAAGUGGUGUAACCAUCAAGUAAAGGUAUUAAAAUACCUGUAAUUUUACCUUAAUACUAACCAUAACUGAAGUUUUCAAACAUAUUUUUCAAGGUAAUUUGUUUUUUUUAUAUAUGAAUUUUUGAGUUGCAAAUAUCAAUAAAUGUUCUUAGGGUUACUUUAUUUGACCUGAACAAAAUAUGCCUUUACAUAAAAAUCUAAAAACAAUUGUGAUAUAAUUAUUAUUAUUUGUAAAAAAAAUUUUUUGUUUUUUUUCUCAUUACAACAAAAUUACUACCUGCAUGAUGGUUAUUCCACCUGAAUUUUAUUUGGUGGACAAAAGCUUUUCAAGUAUUAAAAAUAUUUUUAAAACAGAAUUGUUUGACUGAUUUUUAUUAUCAUUUAAAUACAAAUAAUGAUCAUUUAAAAAAAUAAUAAUAAAAUAUUUAAUAAACUACUUAAGCCAACAUUUC
Messenger RNA from Myxocyprinus asiaticus (Chinese sucker), 2051 nucleotides. RefSeq names its product phosphoribosyltransferase domain-containing protein 1-like. Lineage: Eukaryota; Metazoa; Chordata; Actinopteri; Cypriniformes; Catostomidae. Gene Ontology annotation, molecular function: magnesium ion binding; hypoxanthine phosphoribosyltransferase activity. The transcript is spliced from 10 exons. Gene Ontology annotation, biological process: purine ribonucleoside salvage; IMP salvage; guanine salvage. The record is from RefSeq and is a predicted model, not a curated record. Bases 16 to 759 code for a protein of 247 amino acids.